Messenger RNA from Thlaspi arvense, 3521 nucleotides. Lineage: Eukaryota; Viridiplantae; Streptophyta; Magnoliopsida; Brassicales; Brassicaceae. The record is from the annotation of a GenBank genome assembly.
UUAGUAUUAUUUAUCAACACAAUCUUUUUUUUUUCGUUGAGAUAACCAAAUAUUUUAAUUAUUAAAAAUUUAUCAAUCUCCUUCCGACAGAUGAACGCGAUCGAAUAGGUGGGUGUGUUAGUCACCUGCCACGUGUCUCUUUAGUUAGCUUGCGCCCUACGGACAAUUCCUGUGGGCUCUACGUAGAGCCAGUGUGCUCUGUAGCCUCUUUUUUUUCCGUGCCCUUAAAAGAUCCUUUUCCUUUCUGGGAAAUUUCAUGGAAGGAAAAAUUAAAAAAAAAAAAAUCAUAUAUUUCCUUACCUUUUUUUGAUUAGUUAAAUAUCAAAUGUGCGAAUCCUUGUGUUUUUCUUCUCUGAAUUGUUUACCUCUUUUCAACUAAUUUUCCAGCCGAAAUCUUAGGGUUCAUCGUUUUCCCAGAAGAAUCAUCGUCGCUUCGAACUGGUUUUUGGUGUUCAUCGAGAGCUAAGAUGGACUGUGCAGUAGUUUCGUGUGGAGUUAGUCUCCAGCAUGAUAUUCAGAUGAUGGAGUGUUCUUGGUCGAAUAAGAAGAAGAGAACUCUGAAACCAGUUAAGUCGAGAGGUUUCAGCAUUAGAGAAGAGGAACAAAAGGGAGUCACGAGGUCUCGGCCUGUAAUCUUGAAAGUCUUUUACCGGAAACGGAAGCGGUCGAUAGCUGAUAACGACGACUCUGCGGUUAAAAGGAUGAGAGAAUGCGUCAAAGUGGAAAGCUUUGAUGAAGCUGAAGAAGCUGUUCCUACGGUAACAUCUGAUAAGAAGGAGCAGGGUUCUGAAAAAGACGAUGAUUUGGUUUUGGGAAGCUAUAUCAGUGAAAUGCGGAGAAAGAACACUGUGAAAAGGAGAGAAGAUGAGCAAGAAGUUGAAGCUAAGAUGAAGUUAGUGUCUGAGAUGAAAGAGGAACAUGGUGAUUGCGCGAUAGUAGCUAAUGGGAUCUCUGAAGUCGCUAGUAAAAGGAAAGGCAGAGGCAAAGCAGAAGUUGAAGAAGAUAUGGAUUGGGAAGAAGAACUCAAGACUAAGGCAACAUCACGAAGAAGGAGCCGAAGUUUAGGCUGUGCAGCUGCUAGGAUAGAAGAUAAGGGAGAAGAAGAAGUUGAAGUUAAAGCUAAGAUGAAGUCACUAUCUGAUGUGAAAGUGGAACAUUCUAAGGAUGAUGAUUGCGCGAUAGUAGCUAAUGGGACCUCUGAAGUCGCUUGUAAAAGGAAAAGCAGACGCAAAGCAGAACCUAAAGAAGAUAUGGAUUGGGAAGAAGAACUUAAGACUAAGGCAACACCAUCACGAAGAAGGAGCCGAAAUUUACUUUGUGCAGCUGCAAGUGGAGGCUCCAAAAGUCCAGAAAAUGUCACAGAUGUUAGUCGUUCUCGCUCACGCUCAAGCUCACGUUCGCCAACUUCACAAGUCUCAGAUUCUCUUCUGAAAACUGGGAGUUCUGAUGACUGCACAAGCAUUAAAAGUACUUCAAAGGAGUCUAAGAAACGUCAAGCAAUUUGCCAUCAGUGCUUGAAACGGGAAAGGAUCACUCUUGUCAUUUGCAGUGAAUGUGAAGAGACAAUGUAUUGUCUUCAGUGUAUUCGGAAAUGGUAUCCGCAACUAUCUGAGGCUGAUAUCGUUGAUAAAUGUCCUUUCUGCCGCAAAAACUGUAAUUGCAGCAGAUGCUUGCAUCUCAAUGGUCUAAUCGAGACCUCGAAUAGGGAACUCGCGAAUCCUGAAAGACGCCAUCAUCUCCAGUACUUGAUUGCAUUGAUGCUUCCGUUUCUGAAUAAGUUAUCCAAAUCCCAGUUUCAGGAGAUUGAAAUGGAGGCAAAGUUUCAAGGAAAACUCCUUUCUGAAGUUGACGUAAUUAGAGCAGAAAGCUUCAGUGAUGAACGUGUAUACUGUGACCAUUGCGCAACUUCAAUUGUUGACUUGCACCGAAGCUGCUCAAAUUGCUCUUAUGAGCUUUGUUUGAACUGUUGUCAAGAGAUUCGGGAAGGAUCUGUUUUCGAACGCCCUGAAGUGAAGUUACAAUAUGUUGAUAAAGGAUACAAGUAUAUGCAUGGUUUAGAUAUGGAACCGAGCUUCUCUUCUGUCUCUAAGGAUGACGAAGAAGCUAACCCAUCAUCCGCUAAGUGGAAAGCCGGCUUCAAUGGAAGCAUCAGUUGCGCACCAAAGGAGCUAGGUGGUUGUGGUGAUGGUAUCUUGGAGCUUAAGCGGAUCCUACCAAAGAAGUGGAUGUCAGACUUGGAACAAAAGGCAGAGACUUUCUUGGCAUCAUACGAGAAAAGCCCUAGAGCGUUGAACUGUAGGUGUUCUUCUGCCUUGGAGACGGAUAUGACAAAGAAAGCAGCUUCGAGGACAACCUCAAGCGACAACUACCUCUUCUGUCCUGAAUCACUUGAUGUUUUGAAGGAAGAAGAGCUUCUACAUUUCCAAGAGCAUUGGUCAAAAGGUGAACCAGUAAUCGUCAGGAACGCUCUUGCUAACACACCUGGUUUGAGCUGGGAGCCGAUGGUGAUGUGGAGGGCUUUAUGCGAGAAUAUGGAUUCAUCUAAGAUGUCUGAAGUCAAAGCAAUUGAUUGUUUAGCUAAUUGUGAGGUGGAGAUCAAUACUCGUCACUUCUUUGAAGGUUAUAGCAAAGGAAGAACAUAUGAAAACUUCUGGCCUGAGAUGUUGAAGCUCAAGGACUGGCCUCCUUCUGAUAAGUUUGAAGACCUUCUGCCUCGUCACUGCGACGAGUUCAUAUCCAUGUUACCGUUCCAAGAAUACAGCGACCCUAGAACGGGGAUCCUCAACAUUGCAGCAAAGCUCCCUGAAGGACUCAUCAAACCGGAUUUGGGUCCAAAGACCUACAUUGCGUAUGGGAUUUCAGAUGAGCUAGGGAGAGGAGAUUCCGUGACCAAGCUUCACUGCGAUAUGUCAGACGCGGUUAAUAUUCUGACGCAUACAGCUGAAGUAACGUUAAGCCAAGAACAGUUAUCUGCAGUCAAAGUUCUGAAACAGAAACACAAGGAACAGAACAAGCGAGAGGAACAGGGGAAUGAAUAUAGCGGCGAUAUUGGCUGUAGCCAAGAGGAAGAAGAGCUGAACACGCCGGAGAUUCUGAGCUGUGAAAACGAGCAGACUCGUGACGAAACGGGAAGUGCUCUUUGGGACAUAUUUAGAAGAGAGGAUGUUCCUAAGUUAGAAGAGUAUCUAAGAAAGCAUUGCAGAGAGUUUCGACACACUUUUUGUUGUCCAGUCACAAAGGUUUAUCAUCCGAUACAUGACCAGUCAUGCUAUUUAACCGUAGAGCAUAAAAGAAAACUCAAGGCGGAAUUCGGGAUCGAACCAUGGACGUUUGUGCAAAAGCUAGGAGAAGCUGUGUUUAUUCCCGCGGGUUGUCCUCAUCAAGUUCGGAAUCUAAAGUCUUGCACAAAAGUGGCAGUUGACUUUGUGUCACCAGAGAACAUACAUGAGUGUCUGCGUUUGACUGAAGAGUUUCGCCAACUUCCCAAGAACCACAGGGCCAGAGAGGACAAACUUGAGUAG